Kwoniella shivajii is the source of this 2154-nucleotide messenger RNA. RefSeq lists its product as uncharacterized. The record is from RefSeq and is a predicted model, not a curated record. Gene Ontology annotation, molecular function: ATP binding; nucleic acid binding; RNA helicase activity. The coding region runs from base 1 to 2154 and encodes 717 amino acids. The transcript is spliced from 8 exons. NCBI's taxonomy places the organism in Eukaryota, Fungi, Basidiomycota, Tremellomycetes, Tremellales, Cryptococcaceae. Gene Ontology annotation, cellular component: nucleolus.
AUGGAUAGACCUGUAGGAGCAGCUCCUGCUUUCGGAGCCUCAUGGGAAUCUCUCAACCCACCUUUAUCACCAUGGAUUAUGGAUGUCAUAAACAAAAUGGGAUUCAAGAAUAUGACUCCAGUCCAAUCUGGUACUAUCCCACGAGCGAUUAAAAAUCAAGAUUGUGUGGUCGAAGCCGUAACCGGAUCAGGUAAAACAUUGUCUUUCGUCAUACCUGUCUUGGAGAGAAUUUGUAGAAGAGAAAGGAAAUAUAAGAAAGGUGAAUUAGCAGCCGUUGUCAUUGCUCCUACCAGGGAACUUGCUACUCAAAUACAUGAUGUAUUCCAUCAUUUCUUAUCAUCCCUCCAACCUAUACCUCCCACCGAUGAAGCAGAGUCAUCAAUGGAUAAUCAUGUCGCAUCGAAGACCAAAGCACCAUAUCCAUUACCUAUCUUGGUAACUUCAGGCACACCUACGCCCUACGAGACUUUUCAAUCGUUAGGAUCAAAUAUCGUAAUUGGAACUCCAGGUAGAUUAGCUUCAUUCUUACUUUCGCCAAGAGGAUUGAAUGUUGUCAGAGUAUCAGAAUUAGAUGUGUUAGUGCUAGAUGAAGCGGAUAGGUUAUUAUCGAGUCCUGAUCAUAGAAGGGAUGUAGAAAGGAUAAUGAGACAUUUACCGAAACAAAGAAGAACUCAUUUGUUUUCAGCUACUAUGACUGAUGCAGUCGAAGAAAUCAUUGGUCUGGGUUUGAGAAAUCCAGUUAGGAUCGUAGUCAAUCUAAAGGAUAAGAAAAAGGGUGAAUUACCAAUUGAAAGAAGGACUCCAACUGGACUACAGAAUACAUAUCUCGUCUGUCGACAUGCAGAGAAAACUUUACAACUCAUCAGAAUACUUCAAGCAGAAGUGAAACAGCAUGAAUCAGCGAAAUUUAUCGUCUAUUUCUCGACGUGUGCAGCGGUCGAUUACUUCUAUCGAGUAUUAUCUCGUCUACCAGCUUUAUCAGGUUAUCACCUUACAUCCCUUCACGGCGAUUUACCACCUCGAAUAAGAGAAACGGCUUUGGCGAAUUUCAUAAAUCACCCAUCAUCACAUCUAUCUCCAGCUGUAUUGCUAUGUACGGAUGUAGCUGCCAGAGGAGUAGAUUUCCCUGACAUAGAUGUGGUGAUACAAUACGACGCUCCAACUGAUCCUAAGAGUUUUUCACAUCGAGCUGGACGUACAGCACGGGCAGGAAGAAGGGGUAAAGCAGUUGUUUUGUUGGGUAAAGGGAGAGAAGAAGACUAUAUAGAUUUCUUGGCAAUAAGGAAAAUCCCGUUGAUAAAGCAAGAAUACCUAGACUCAUCUUUGGAAAGAACGGAAAGUCCUCCAGAGGUCGAUCCAGGUGCUUUAACACUUUUAACAGACAUCAGGAAACUAGUACUGACCGAUAGGGAAUUAGCAGAUAAAGGUGCAAAAGCAUAUGUAUCUUCUUUAAGGGCUUACACGAAGCAUGAAGCUUCAUUCAUUUUCAGAUUACAGGAUAUCGAUUUUCAUGCUCUGGCGAUAUCGUAUGGAUUACUCAGAUUACCAGCCAUGCCUGAAAUCAAAGAUUGGAAGAAGAAACGUGAAGCCCAACUGAAAAGACGUCAGUUGGCUCAGGAGGAGCAAGAGGGGGAUAAAGCCGAUGACAAAGAAUGGCUGGAAUGGGAAGAUGAGACUGUAGAUUGGGACGCAUUCGCUUAUGCAUCGAAAUCACGUGAAACCGCACGAAUAGCUGCGUUAGCUAAGAAAGGUGAAGAGAAGAAAUCCGAAUCUGAAAUUGCAGAACUGAGAGCAAAGAGAAAGAUCAAAAACCAAAUGAAAGAAGCAUGGUCUGAGAAAAAAGAAAAGAAAGAUCGUAAAGAGGAAAGAAGAGAUAAGAGGGAUAAAAGAAAACAGGCUGAAUGGGAAUUAGCUCAGGCCAAUGGAGAAGAUCCAGCUUCGACUUUAGGUUUAGGUCCUAUAGCUUCGAUGAGAGCGAGUAAAAAACAGAAGUUGCUCGAGAAGAAUGGAGAUGGAAUUGAAAAUGGGGAUGGCAGUGGAGAUGAAGAAGUUGGAAUUGAGUGGAAAUCAUUAAGGAAAGAAAUUAAAGUUGAAAAAAGUAACAAGAAAUCUAAAAAAGAUGUUGGAGGUGGAAUGUUUGAUGAUCUGGAGUAG